AUGUCGGUUCUAACUGUUCUGGAGAAGAAAGCUAAAAUUUAUGAAAGUUUAACAGAUGGAAAUGUACCAAAUGAUGAAGUAAAAGAAUUAUAUUUAGUAGACUUUCAAAGAAAAGUACUUGAUCAGAAAAAAUUAGGAAAACCUAAAGAAGUUGAGAAAAAAAGUAUAUCAUCACCUAAACCAAAUACUAAUGUCAAUGAAGAGAAGAAAGAAGAUAUUGACUUUGAUGACACAUCAUCUCAUUCUUUGGAUAAAGAUGAUUCUGAAGCUCCUAAUCCUGAUGAAGAAUGGGUUGACUAUACAGAUUCAUUAGGAAGAUCUAGAAGAUGUUUAAGAAAAGAUCUGCCUGAUCUUUUAGAAAUGGAUAAACAGUUAAAGAAAACUAACAAAAUUCUAGGGGUUCUAACCCUUAAAGAAAUUAAUAAAUUCAAUUUAAUUUUUAAAAAUAAUAUUCUAGCAUAUUUUUCUUAUUAUUUAUUUUUAUUUUUUUAUAGAACUGUUCUGGAGAAGAAAGCUAAAAUUUAUGAAAGUUUAACAGAUGGAAAUGUACCAAAUGAUGAAGUAAAAGAAUUAUAUUUAGUAGACUUUCAAAGAAAAGUACUUGAUCAGAAAAAAUUAGGAAAACCUAAAGAAGUUGAGAAAAAAAGUAUAUCAUCACCUAAACCAAAUACUAAUGUCAAUGAAGAGAAGAAAGAAGAUAUUGACUUUGAUGACACAUCAUCUCAUUCUUUGGAUAAAGAUGAUUCUGAAGCUCCUAAUCCUGAUGAAGAAUGGGUUGACUAUACAGAUUCAUUAGGAAGAUCUAGAAGAUGUUUAAGAAAAGAUCUGCCUGAUCUUUUAGAAAUGGAUAAACAGUUAAAGAAAACUAACAAAAUUGUACCUGAGGAAGAUCAGUCUGUUGUGAAUCAGGAAUCUUCUGAAAAUAUUUCUUCUGACUUGCCUGAAGUUGAAACUCCUGCCGAACCCGUUCAUUAUCAAACAGUACAAAACAAUGAAAUCAGAUCACAUGGUGUUGGUUACUAUUCAUUUUCAACUGAAGAAGAAGAAAGAAAAGCCCAAUUGGAAAAUCUAAAUCAGUUAAGAGAACAGACAGUAAAGCAACGAUCAGCUAGAGAAAGAUUGAAAGAGAAGAGAAAGGCUAUUUUAAAAGCCAGAUUGGAUAAAGUUAAAAAAAGAAAAAAUAUUGAAGUGGAAGAGUCUAAUGAAUCUAUGAGUGAUGAAGAAUUUGAUCCUCUGAAACCUCCAGUCCAAGAAGAAGUGAAAGAAGAAAAACCUGAAACAUCACCAAAAGUUCGGCCUUGGGAUGUAGGCAAGGUUUUUAACACACAAAAACAAAAAUAUAAAUAUACACAAGAAUCAUGGAUUGAAGAACGAAGAACUGACAGAAUUAAGGAAUUCGCUCCACCAACUUCCUAUCACAAAAAUACAGACAACGAUGAAAAAUCUGAUCAGGAAAAAUCCGAUUCUCCUGAAUUUACUGAAGAAGUAAAGGAAGAUGCAGAAGAAAUAGAGGAAGACAAUAAAGUAAAUGAAAAUGAUAGCAUUCCAUUGUCUCAAGCCACUUCAGAUAGCGAAAUUGAAAGGAUGAUAGCCGAGACAGUGACAUAUUACAGAAAGCAAACUGAAUAAUUUUCUAACUACUCUCCUCAUCAAUAUUGUUUUGUGUAUUGUUGUUGUAAAGUGACAUAUAAAAAUUAAAUUUAGCAUUAUAGGUACUUUGUUUUCAUCAUAAUUUAGAUAAUUUCUUAUUGCAUUAUACAUCAGAAUAUAAAGUUAUGUCCAUGUUAAAUAGAAGAUAAAAGGCUUAAGCAUACUUUUUAAAGAACAUUUUAAUAUUAUUCACAAAGCAUUAAAAAAGUAUUUAACUAGUAUAAAAAACUAAAAUAUCUGUCUUUAAACAUCACAGCCAUAUUUAUAUAUCAUUUUAUACAUUAACUAUUAUUGAUUUAUAAAAUUAUUAAUUUAUAAAGUAAAACUGCUGA
Centruroides sculpturatus (bark scorpion) is the source of this 1982-nucleotide messenger RNA. Its product is annotated as coiled-coil domain-containing protein 174-like. Gene Ontology annotation, cellular component: nucleus. The coding region runs from base 1 to 1629 and encodes 542 amino acids. The transcript is spliced from 12 exons. NCBI's taxonomy places the organism in Eukaryota, Metazoa, Arthropoda, Arachnida, Scorpiones, Buthidae. The record is from RefSeq and is a predicted model, not a curated record.